CACUGGCAACCUUGGGGUUAAUAGUUCCUUAUGGACAAAGAGUACUGGGGAAGUUCUAAUGUUGAGAGUGACUGGCUGCUGUAGGGUUAAUAUUUAUUGUCAGAGAGUCAGCAGUUUUGGGGUUAACGUUCCCCCAAGGACAGAGAGUGUCAGGUUGUAGUUGGCAGUUGUGGGGUUAAUAUUUCAUGCUGUUCCAGCCCAGGGCAGGUCAGUACAAGUAGAGAGACGCAGUUCCACCUUAAUUCCCCUCCGGUGGGGGUGGAGACAGGCUGGAGGGGGUGGAGCCUGUGCUGGGACAGACAAGGAAGCCUGUGCAGUUGUGCUGUCAGGAGAGGAUUCCCAACUGUCAGAUGCCACUAUGUCAGACCAGCUGUACCGUGAGCGCCUCCUGCAGGACACGCCCUAUUUAACAAGCAGCGGGAGGCUGAGCGAGCGAGUGGCCGACAGGAUCAUCCUGCAGCUGAACCGCAUGUAUCCGCAGAUCCUGUCCAACUCAGAGGCAGAAAGGUUCCGUAACCCCCAGACCCCUCUGCGAACGCGAUUAUCCGACCUGCUGAAGCACCUGCACCGGAAGGGGGACCGGGAAUGUCAGGAAUUCUACCGGGCGCUUCGGAACAACUCGGAUAAAAUCUAUAGCACUUUGCCAAGCCGAGAAACUAUACCAGAGAGAGUGGAGCCUGCAGAGACCAGCGCAGAACAGGAGAAGAUUAUAUUAAACGACAGGGGGCCGCUAUUUUUCUUGGCGUGUUUCAGUGCCGCCGCUGGGCUGGCAAUUCUGCUGAACUACAAUAAUCCAGAGAUGAAAUCGAAUGGCUCAGCCAGGAAGGUGUUGGGGUACACGGCUAUCGGCUUUGGAAGACACAUCAGAAAUAUUCUAAUCUCCUUCCUUAAGGAACCAUUGGGCGGCCAAUGACCUGAGCUUCCUAUCGACACAAAGCGGGGCCCUUAGGGGCCCUGAGCUACACACUACUAUGCACUUUUCUGCCAAAGCUUGACACCAUAUAAACGUUGGACUUCAGGGAAUAGGGUUGUGGCCCUGCCUGCACUUACUGUAUAUACUGUAUAUAUAUAUAUAUAUAUAUACUCUGUCUGCGUGACGGUCACCAUGUUUGUUCCGUCCAAAAACUCCAUCCAAAACUCCAAGGGCAUUAACUGGGGACCAACCCGGAGCAGAUCCGAGACGCAGAAAUUACUCACGUCUUGGGUCACUUUUUAUUACUUUGGACUUUUAAAGUGUUUUUAAGCCUUUUUUAAGUUUUUUUAUAUUCCUGGGUGUGGCCAUUGUAUCUCUAUAUAUUAUACGCGUAUUUAUCAUUUGUUACAUUGACUGAAUUUCAGUAUCAUAUAUUAUAUUGUAACUCGUUUCCUAUUGCACUGAACUUGUAUUACUCUCUGUGUUACUCUAUGAGAUACUAGGCCUCAUUUACCUUAGUGUAAAAGUAUUAAUGGGCCCCUUAGGGCCCCAGCAUUUACCUAGUGCACCUGGAUGAAUGGCUUUUGCAGUUUGUGCUCUGCACUUUGCUCCAGUUUAUAAUCCAGUGCAGGCGCAAUUAAGUGGGUGCAAGGGAGCCCUGUACCCAAGGCCUUUAAUAGCAGUAGGACACGCCCCCAGCCAGCCCCUUAUGAAUACAGCUUUACCGCAGGCAGUAGAGCAGUACUCAUGGGAUUAGUGCAGGACACAAAGCAAAGUGCAGAAAACAGUUAUUUGCUCCCGUUAUUUGCACUUUUAUUUUGUAAUAUUGGAUAUUGGAAUUCUUGUACCAAAGAAUCGGAAAUAAUUUGGCUAUUUAUGAAGUGCCCUUUAACGGACCACUGUGGAAUCUCAGGAAAAAUAUGGGGGGCUGGAAAGAAAAGAAUCUUGGCCUUGUACUUUUAUAUAGUAAAGGAAUUGCCUUAGUGGCUUCUGAUAUUGAGGAAUAGGGAUUCCCUUGUACUAAACACAGUUCAGCAGGAACAGCCCAUCUGAGUAAGUUCCUACUCAAUGGAAACCCCUUCUGCGUUUAUUAAUGAGGGAAAUAAAGUGCCUUGAUGUAAGGAAUUUGGGGUUCAGUCAGGGAAAGAGGGAGCAGCUCAAAGCAAAUAGAGUCGACACAUUUAUUUCCUUAAACAGGUUUUAUCUCAGUUUCCUUUGCUGGAGCCAAAUAUGGCCGAGUUGGGGGAGGUGGAAACUGGGGAAAUGUGGGGAGAACUGGGGGUUAUCAGGGGUGUCUGUGUUUCUGUAGAAAAACCUGCUGUGCCCCUCCCUGAGGGAAAUAAAACCAGUGCUGUUUGUAUUUGCUGUCAUUAUUAUUAUGACUUAUUAAAUGAUUAUCUCUCCCAA
Molecule: messenger RNA, 2320 nt
Organism: Xenopus laevis (African clawed frog)
Lineage: Eukaryota; Metazoa; Chordata; Amphibia; Anura; Pipidae
Product: caspase recruitment domain-containing protein 19
Exons: 6
Coding region: 359-913 (184 amino acids)
Source: RefSeq, a predicted model, not a curated record